GUCUCGUAUUGCCGCCUCCGUGCCUUCUUUGCACCUUAAUAAGCUUGUAAUAGCCAAUCAUCACAGCUAAACUCGCGUAAGAUAGAGGAAGGUACCCAGAUACCAGGUACCCUUUGCCCGCCCACCGACUGUGCGACUGUGUUAGCCCUGGAGCAAUCAGGGUUCACUUUGAAGAUCUCUAGAAUCGAAUUAUCCCAUACUCCCAUUUUAACCUUUCAUUAAUGAGUCUUUUAUUUUCCUCCCCAAAUACAUGUCUAACUCACUUGCAGUAAUUACUGUGGCAUUACUAUGAUACCCUUAUUCUAAUUAUCUAACCGAGCCGUAAUUGGUUGGUUUCUUUUGCCGUUGCGACUGGUGUAAGAGGGAGACAUUAUCCCCUCCGAAACCAUUUGACGUCACGAGCCUUGUCUGGUUCGUCUGGUUUGUCUAGUUAGGUAGGGAUUUCAUUUUGCUUUUGGAGCGGGUGAUCCGAUAGAAGGCUCGGUUAUCAGUCUUGCGCGCCUCUUUUCUCUUCUGCGCCAGAGUCUACUAGAAGUCGACAUGGCGCAAUUGAGUGCGGAUUUGCAAGAAAAGCUGGACGAAUUGGAGAGGGAGUUGGAGGAAGGCGAUAUUACAGAAAAAGGCUUUCAAAAACGACGGACCCAGCUACUCUCGCAAUAUAUCAGCCCGAGUGCUUUAACUGAUGCGACAGGGGGCUUACGAAUACACUCGCCCGACGAUGACGGCCCGAAAACGAGCGAGGGGCACCGUGACGCCGCAUAUGCCGCCUUAAACACCACCAACCCCGAUCCCAAUGAACCCUAUUCUCCCUCGACCAUUACAUCUCCUGUCGAUUGGCGGCCCCAAUCUUCCGGGCCGCUGAGCCCCGGUUCCUCCCAUGCUACCGAACAUCCAGCCGGGUUGCUAAGACCCGGCGGUCCCAUGGCUGAGCAACGUCCGACCUUGACACAGCGCGAUUCCCUGUUCCUGGGCCCGUCUGCUAGCUAUGCACCACCAAUGGGUUCCGAUCCUCCCACGCGCUCGGGAACGAUGGUCUCGGGAGACUAUGCUUUUAAACCGGAGCACCAAGCAGGAUAUGGGCAGCAGCCACCUAAUGCUUAUGGUAGUCGAGCUGGAACUAUGUUGGAUUCUCAAGUAUAUUUCUCCGACUUUGCUGGUCAACAGUCUUAUGACCAGGGCCCCAGCGGCGAAUAUGGUGGAGGGGUUCACAGGUACUCAUCCAGUGAUGCCUUCUCGCCCACCGCCGCUAUGGCCCCACCUAUGCUCACUGCGAACGAUUUGCCUCCUCCAGAAGCGUUGGAGUACCAGAUGCCCCUAGAGCCACGGGAAGUACCAUUCGCUAUCCACGACCCGCACGAUGAGAAUACAGCCAUGUCUUCGUUCGACAACAUCGCUGCCGUAUUAAGACAUAGGGGGCGCACUAAUGGGAAACUUCCAGCCUACUGGGUUCUUGAUAGUCGAGGAAAGGAAAUAGCCUCUAUCACUUGGGAUAAGUUAGCAUCUCGGGCGGAGAAGGUAGCCCAGGUCAUUCGCGACAAGAGUUCGCUAUAUCGUGGCGAUCGAGUCGCUCUCAUUUAUAGGGAUUCGGAGAUCAUAGACUUCACUAUAGCACUUUUAGGUUGCUUCAUUGCAGGCGUUGUGGCAGUCCCUAUUAAUGAUUUGCAAGACUACCCAAAGCUGAAUCUCAUCUUAACCUCUACCCAGGCUCAUUUAGCUUUAACUACAGACAACAAUUUGAAGUCCUUCCAGCGAGAUAUCACCAUGCAGAAGCUCAAUUGGCCUAAGGGAGUCGAGUGGUGGAAAACCAAUGAAUUCGGAAGCUACCAUCCAAAGAAGAAGGACGAUGUGCCCCCUUUAUCCGUCCCUGAUCUAGCAUAUAUCGAGUUUUCUAGAGCACCGACAGGAGACGUUCGAGGUGUGGUGUUAAGCCAUCGCACAAUUAUGCAUCAGAUGGCCUGUCUUAGUGCCAUAAUUCAGGUCGUUCCUAGUGGGCAGGGGGAUACCUUCAACCGUGCCCUUCGCGACAAGAAUGGACGUCUAAUAGGUGGAGGUGCCAGUAGCGAGAUUCUCCUCUCAUAUCUUGAUCCUCGCCAAGGUAUCGGAAUGAUCUUGGGUGUGCUUCUCAACGUCUAUAGCGGACAUACGACUGUGUGGGUAGAAAACAAAGCGGUGAAUUCACCCGGUCUCUACGCCCAUCUUAUUACCAAAUAUAAGGCUACGCUUAUGGUUGCCGAUUACCCCGGUUUAAGGACUGCUGCCUUUAAUUACCAACAAGAUCCUAUGACAACGCGAAACUUCAAGAAAGGCACGGAACCAAAUUUCCAGCAUGUCAAGUUGUGUCUGAUCGAUACUUUGACUGUGGAUAGCGAGUUUCAUGAAGUAUUAGCUGAUCGAUGGCUCCGACCACUGCGAAACCCCAGGGCUAGAGAAGUUGUUGCACCAAUGCUUUGCUUGCCCGAGCACGGAGGUAUGGUGAUUAGCAUCCGGGAUUGGCUAGGCGGAGAGGAGCGCAUGGGAUGUCCGUUGAAAUUGGAUAUUGAUACCGAGUCAGAAUCAGAAACUGACAAGGAUGAAGAGAAGGAGAAGGACAAGGAAAAAGAGAAAGAGAAGCCAUCGAAUGGAUUCGGCAGUCUCCUCAGCGGUGGCACAACUACCUUGAAAGAACAAGACGCAAAGAAAGAUCUUGGUGAGGUGUUGUUAGACCGAGAGGCGCUAAAGACGAACGAAGUGGUUGUUUUAGCCAUAGGCGACGAAGCACGAAAGAAAGCUGCCACCGAACCAGGCACUGUUCGAGUUGGCGCAUUUGGAUAUCCCAUUCCCGAUGCCACCCUUGCCGUCGUUGAUCCUGAGACGGGGUUGCUCUCUUCGCCUCAUUCCAUAGGAGAAAUCUGGGUUGACUCUCCAUCUUUGUCUGGAGGUUUCUGGGCCUUGCCUAAACAUACGGAGCAGAUCUUCCAUGCUAGACCAUACAAGUUUGAACCGGGAGACCCGACACCUACUCCUGUAGAGCCCGAGUUUCUCAGGACUGGUCUCCUUGGGACCGUCAUCGAGGGCAAGAUAUUUGUACUUGGGCUGUACGAAGACCGAAUCCGACAAAAAGUUGAAUGGGUUGAGCACGGCCACGAGAUCGCCGAGCAUCGAUACUUCUUCGUGCAACAUAUCGUUGUCAGCAUCCUCCGGAACCUGAACAAGCAGGUAUUUGACUGUUCCGCGUUUGAUGUAUUUGUCAACGAUGAGCAUUUGCCGAUAGUGGUACUGGAGUCAUCGGCAGCCUCGACUGCCCCAGCGACGUCAGGUGCUCCGCCUAGGCAGCUGGACACCGCGUUGUUGGACACGCUCUCGGAAAGGUGUAUGGACGUCCUAAUGCAAGAGCAUCACCUCAGGGUUUACUGUGUCAUGAUUACCGCACCGAACUCCUUACCCCGAGUAACGAAGAAUGGCCGACGAGAAAUAGGAAACAUGUUGUGCCGUAGGGAGUUCGAUCUUGGCAAUCUUCCCUGUGUUCAUGUCAAGUUUGGCGUUGAGCAUGCGGUAUUAAACCUACCUAUCGGCGUAGAUCCUAUGGGUGGUAUAUGGUCGAAUCUAGCAUCAGAUUUCCGGGCAGAUUUUCUUGGACCUGCAGACAAGCAAUAUUCUGGAAUCGAUAGGCGUGAGGUUGUCAUUGACGACCGCACAUCCACUCCAUUAAAUAACUUUUCCAGCAUCACGGACCUUAUCCAAUGGCGAGUAGCGCGCCAACCGGAAGAGCUCUCUUACUGUACAAUCGAUGGUAGAGGCAAAGAAGGGAAAGGUAUUACAUGGAAGAAGUUUGACACCAAGGUUGCCGCUGUGGCUCUAUAUCUCCGCAACAAGGCCCAUAUACGGGCUCGCGACCACGUGAUGCUCAUGUAUACACACUCCGAAGACUAUAUCUUCGCUGUCCACGCUUGCAUCAACCUUGGUGCCGUGAUCAUACCAACUGCGCCUAUGGAUGAGCGACGACUAAACGAGGAUGUGCCUGCUUUCCUCCAUCUUAUUAACGACUAUGGCAUUAAGGCUGUCCUAGUCAACAAUGAAGUGGAUCACUUGCUCAAGUCGAAGGCUGUCUCCCAGCAUGUCAAGCAAUCCGCCCAGUUUCUUAAGAUCAGUGUUCCUAGUGUAUACAACACCUCCAAGCCCCCGAAACAGAGCAGCGGGCUUCGAGACCUCGGUAUCACAAUAGAUCCUGCCUGGAUACAACCGGGAUAUCCGGUUGUAAUUUGGGCAUACUGGACGCCAGAUCAGCGCAGAAUUUCAGUACAACUUGGUCAUGAUACUAUUUUAGGAAUGUGCAAGGUCCAAAAGGAAACCUGCCAGAUGACCAGCUCUAGACCUGUCCUUGGUUGCGUCAGAAGCACCACGGGUUUGGGUUUCAUUCACUCGUGUCUAAUGGGCAUCUAUAUAGGCACGCCUACUUACCUGCUCUCGCCAGUAGAAUUUGCACAGAACCCCAUUUCACUAUUCUUGACGCUUAGUCGAUAUAAGAUCAAGGACACAUACGCGACACCUCAGAUGCUGGACCACGCUAUGAACACGAUGCCCGGCAAAGGAUUCACGCUCCACGAGUUGAAAAACAUGAUGAUCUCAGCCGACGGUAGACCUCGUGUCGACGUAUUUCAAAAAGUCAGACUUCACUUUGCAGCUACCGGCCUCGAUAGAACAGCUAUCAAUACCGUAUAUUCACACGUUCUGAAUCCGAUGGUCGCGUCACGGUCAUACAUGUGUAUUGAGCCUAUUGAGCUUUGGCUCGACCAACGAGCCCUUCGUAGAGGGUUGAUCGUUCCUGUGGAUCCUGACUCGGAGCCGAAGGCCUUACUGGUCCAAGACUCUGGCAUGGUACCAGUCUCUACUCAAAUAGCCAUUGUCAAUCCCGAGAGUCGACUCCUCUGCACUGACGGAGAGUAUGGUGAGAUCUGGGUCGAUUCAGAAGCAUGCGUGAAAGCGUUCUACGGGUCCAGAGAUCCCUUUGACGCUGAACGCUUUGAUGGGCGUACUAUCGACGGCGACCCCAGCAUUAGUUACGUCCGAACCGGUGAUCUUGGCUUCUUGCAUAACGUCAGUCGGCCUAUUGGACCGGGCGGUGCCCAAGUAGACAUGCAGGUGCUCUUCGUACUAGGAAACAUUGGCGAGACCUUCGAAAUCAACGGGUUGAGCCAUUUCCCGAUGGACAUAGAGGCCUCGGUCGAGAGAUCUCAUCGCAACAUUGUACCCGGCGGCUGCGCUGUCUUUCAGGCUGGUGGCCUUGUGGUCGUCUUAGUCGAAGUAUCACGAAAAGCAUAUCUCGCAUCCAUCGUCCCAGUCAUCGUAAACGCUAUCUUGAACGAGCACCAAAUAGUUGUCGAUAUAGUCGCGUUUGUGAACAAAGGUGACUUCCCUCGCAGCCGUCUUAGUGAGAAGCAGCGAGGCAAGAUCUUAGCCAGCUGGGUCACUCGGAAGAUGCGCACAGUUGCUCAAUUUGCCAUCCGCGACCCGGACUCCGGAAGUGUAGAAGGGGGUGACGGCACAGGAGAGAACCACCGUGCUAGUGUGGGCAGUGUUCGAAGCAGCAAUGCACCUGGAGCCAGUUCCCUAAGGAAUAUGGAGCAUGCGCCGCAAAUACUGGAACAGGAAGAACUGGACCAUCAAAUGAACAAGAUGUCGGCCUUACCUCAGCCAGCCGAGCUCGCCGGUAGCAGUGGAGUGCCGAACAUGGACACCCGGCCCGCUACGAGCGGUAGCUUCAGAAUGCCGGAAGCUGGCCAAUUCGGGGACAGGGCAGGGCCGCAAAUACCAAGACGGCCCCUGCCUCCGCAGAUCCGCCUGCCGAGUAUGGAAGGCCGCGGAUCGCAGGGCGAGAAUAUGUGGGAUCCUGGACGAGUUCCAAGCCGAGGCCAAGAAGAGGAUGAGUGGCAACGCGAUGCUCUGAUGCACAUGAACUUGGCCAAUCAAAUGCCGCACGAUGCUUAUCCGAGGCAGGACUAGUGGUCGCAAGCUUCAGAGCGGAGGGCUUUCUACAGGGAAUUCAAGGGAGUAAGGGACAAACCAUGGUACUACCGCGUCUACCAACGACCACCCACGUGACGAUGGUUCGUUUCUUUGAUGGUUAGGUAAUCAUACGACUCGGACCUGGGGUUUUUAAGUUGGGUUUACUACAUACUUGCUUUAUUGCCGGUUUGUUAACAUGAGAGCCCGGGGCGCGGUGGCUUAGGAUAAUUGCGUUUUCGAGCAGCGGCAUGUAUGAUGUCGCGGUGCUUUUUCUUCUUCUCCAAUAGCAUGACCAUGAGUUUUCUGUACCGCUAUGCAAUAUAUCAUACCUAGAAUAGAGAGUGCGGAUAGGAUUCGUUCUGUGUGCAUCGUUGCAUUUUGUUGAUAUGGUAUCCGAAGAGUGACCAGGGGCUCUAAUUCUAUGAAUUGUGUUCUGCUUAGGUUCCUACUUCUACUAAGCUAAGUCUGCACCCAUCGCGUUAAGGGAAAUGGAUAUAGGGCACAAUGUCACCUGGGAUAUGUCGACUAUUAAGCAGAC
Messenger RNA from Annulohypoxylon truncatum, 6520 nucleotides. Its product is annotated as acetyl-CoA synthetase-like protein. The transcript is spliced from 4 exons. Gene Ontology annotation, cellular component: cytosol. Lineage: Eukaryota; Fungi; Ascomycota; Sordariomycetes; Xylariales; Hypoxylaceae. Bases 541 to 5979 code for a protein of 1812 amino acids. The record is from RefSeq and is a predicted model, not a curated record.